ACUACUGUAAUGUAUUUUUACUUUUUCUUACUGAAAUGGAAAAUGAUUGGGACAGGAAAAAUCGCUGUGUGCUCUAAAACAAAAGUUUAAUUUGCGGACAAACGGGACCCCUGUUGGGGGAGGGUAAAAGUAGUCCCGGCGGGAAGGGUCAUGACUCCGGACGUCAGCGACCGGCGCGCAGUUCAGUUUGGCGGUUUAGCGUCUGCUGUGAGGGCGAAGCGGGAUGUGGUCGCGAAUGAAUCGAGCCGCUGAGGAGUUUUACACGCGUCUCCUGCAGGAAGUUGAUGAAGAAAAGAAAGGAAUCUGUAAAGAUCCUUUUAUCUAUGAGCCUUUAGAAAAGGAAGAGACAAGUCAUGUUGAAGAGCUACAAUCGGAAGAAACUGCUAUCUCUGAUUUCUCUACUGGUGAGAAUGUUGGACCACUUGCUUUACCAGUUGGAAGGGGAAGGCAGUUAAUCGGACUUUACACCAUGGCUCACAAUCCUAGUAUGACCCAUUUGAAGAUUAGUCGGCCAGUUACUGCCCUUCCUCCCCUUUGGGUAAGGUGUGACAGUUCAGAUCCUGAAGGGACCUGUUGGCUAGGAGCUGAGCCUAUCACAACCAACAACAGCAUUGCAGGAAUUGUCUUAUAUGUAGUCAGUUGUAAAGCUGAUAAAAAUUAUUCUGUAAAUCUUGAAGACUUAAAAAAUUCACAUAAGAAAAGACAUCACUUGUCUACUGUUACAGCCAGGGGCUUUGCCCAGUAUGAGCUCUUGAAGUCCACUGCCUUGGAUGACAUAGUUCCUGCGUCACAGACUACUGUCACUUUGGACAUUUCCUGGAGUCCUGUGGAUGAGAUUCUUCAAAUUCCUCCACUCUCUUCAAAUGCAACUCUGAAUAUUAAAGUGGAAUCAGGAGAUCCCAGAAGUCCUUUGAAUCACCUUCACAGAGAACUGAAAUUUCUCCUUGUUUUGGCUGAUGGUUUGAGGACUGGAGUUACGGAAUGGCCUGCACCUCUGGAAGUGAAACCUGCUGUUGAAGUUGUGCAGGAAUUCUUGAAUGACUUAAAUAAGCUGGAUGGAUUUGAUGGUUCUACAAAAAAAGACACAGAGACAGUGAAGCAUGACAGUGCUGCAUUUGAUCGUUCCAUCGAGUGUCUCUUUACAGUACGGUGUGAUCUCGAUUUUGUUGAGCAGCUGUGGUGCAAAAUGAGUAGUAGUGUGAUUUCAUAUCAAGACUUGGUGAAGUGUUUCACGUUGAUCAUCCAGAGUCUACAACGUGGUGAUAUACAGCCAUGGCUCCAUAGUGGAAGUAACAGUUUACUAAGUAAGCUCAUUUAUCAGUCUUACCAUGGAAUCAUGGACACAGUUUCUCUCAGUGGGACUAUUCCAGUUCAGAUGCUUUUGGAAAUUGGUUUGGACAAACUAAAGAAAGAUUACAUCAGUUUUUUCAUAGGUCAGGAACUUGCAUCUUUGAAUCAUCUGGAAUAUUUUAUUUCUCCAUCAGUAGAUAUACAAGAACAAGUUUAUCGUGUUCAAAAACUCCACCAUAUUCUAGAAAUAUUAGUCAGUUGCAAGCUUUUCAUUAAACCUCAACAUGAGCUCCUCUUUUCUUUAACACAAUCCUGUAUAAAAUAUUAUAAACAAAAUCCUCUUGAUGAGCAACACAUUUUUCAGCUGCCUGUCAGACCAACUGCUGUAAAAAACUUAUAUCAAAGUGAGAAGCCACAGAAAUGGAGAGUGGAAAUAAAUAGUGGUCAAAAAAAGGUGAAAACAGUUUGGCAACUGAGUGACAGUUCCCCUGUAGACCAUCUGAAUUGCCACAAACCUGAUUUUUCUGAUUUAACAUUAAACAGUAGCCUGGAAGAAAGGAUACCCUAUACUAACAUGGUUACCUGUAGCCAGGUGCAUUUCAAGUGAAGUGUGCUGAUGGGGAUCCUCUGUCAGCAUAAGCCCAAAAAAAGAAAAAAGAAAAGUAAUUAUUACAGACCCUGAAAACAGAAAUGUGUUUAAACCUUCAAAGCCGAAAAAGGA
Molecule: messenger RNA, 2011 nt
Organism: Hipposideros armiger (great roundleaf bat)
Lineage: Eukaryota; Metazoa; Chordata; Mammalia; Chiroptera; Hipposideridae
Gene: ZWILCH
Product: zwilch kinetochore protein
Exons: 18
Coding region: 224-1897 (557 amino acids)
Biological process (GO): mitotic spindle assembly checkpoint signaling; protein localization to kinetochore
Cellular component (GO): RZZ complex
Source: RefSeq, a predicted model, not a curated record